Molecule: messenger RNA, 1000 nt
Organism: Striga asiatica
Lineage: Eukaryota; Viridiplantae; Streptophyta; Magnoliopsida; Lamiales; Orobanchaceae
Source: the annotation of a GenBank genome assembly
UGACUACGUGCAAUGCACAGUUGCACACAGCACAUUUCCCUUCGUUCAUUUGACAAAGGAAAAAAGCAGUAGUCCGCCAUUAUUUACGCUUCCAAGGCAAAUUUCGCUUAGAUUUCCAGCUGAAAGAGGCGAUGGCGAGGAGACCGGACGAGUACGAUUACUUGUUCAAGGUCGUCCUAAUCGGUGAUUCAGGCGUUGGCAAAUCCAAUCUGCUCUCGAGAUUCACCCGCAACGAGUUCUGCUUGGAAUCCAAAUCCACGAUCGGCGUCGAAUUCGCCACCCGCACUCUUCAGGUCGAAGGUCGAACUGUAAAGGCCCAAAUAUGGGACACCGCUGGCCAAGAGAGGUACAGGGCCAUUACAAGCGCAUACUACCGUGGUGCCUUGGGUGCCCUUCUUGUGUACGACGUGACAAAGAAGACCACUUUCGAGAACGUGAACCGUUGGCUGAGAGAACUUAGGGACCACGCGGACUCCAACAUUGUUAUCAUGCUCAUAGGAAACAAAACUGAUCUCAAGCACCUCAGGGCUGUUGAUACAGAGGACGCUCAGGGUUUUGCCGAGAAAGAAGGGCUCUCGUUCCUCGAGACAUCUGCUCUAGAGGCGACUAAUGUGGAACAAGCUUUUCAGACUCUCCUUUCUGAGAUUUAUCGUGUUAUAAGUAAGAAAGCGCUUGCCUCAAACGAGCCUGCUCACUCUAACAUUAAAGAAGGAAAGACUCUUGUGGUUGGCUCUCAGGAGACAGAGGAUGCUAAAAAGACAUGUUGUUCGACAUAGGCUUCUCGUUUUUUUUUGGCCUCAUGUUUCAUUUUUUUUUUUUAGUUUCUAUUUCACAAAAAAAUCUAGCUACCUGAUUAAUACUUGAGGUUUUUGGGGUAAGUUGUGGGUGGAAUGUAUUGGUUUACUAUGGCUGGUGUUGUUUUUUGCAUUUCGAGAAUGGAUAGAAAUUAUAUUUUUAUGGCAAUGGGAAGUUGAAGUCCAGUUUAGUCACAUAUAUGCAC